UGGGAAAGUUGCCACGAAAGGAGGUUGCUUAGAAUGGUGGUGUUCUCGGUUGUCUGCGCUUUGGCGUCGAUCGUUACUUGUACGAAUGGGUUCCCGCUCUACUUGUCACAAUUUGGCUACCUCAGUGCGAAGUACCGGAAUCCAACCAGCGGGAGUCUGCUGGAGAAGGAUACCUGGGAGAAGGCAAUCAUGGAGUUCCAGAGCUUUGCCGGCCUCAACAUAACCGGCGAGCUGGACGGCGAAACGAUGGAGCUCAUGUCACUGCCACGGUGCGGAGUUCGGGAUAAGGUCGGAUUCGGAUCGGAUUCCCGAUCGAAACGGUACGCCCUCCAGGGCAGUCGGUGGAAGGUGAAAGCGCUCACCUAUAGGAUAUCGAAGUAUCCGUCGCGGCUGGAUCGCGCCGAAGUAGAUAAGGAAAUAGCUAAGGCUUUCUCGGUGUGGAGUGAGUACACCGACCUGUCGUUCACGCCAAAGAAGAGCGCCCCAGUGCACAUAGAUAUUAGGUUCGAGGUUAACGAGCACGGCGAUGGUGAUCCGUUUGAUGGCCCGGGCGGUACCCUGGCGCACGCUUACUUCCCGGUUUACGGAGGGGAUGCUCAUUUUGACGAUGCGGAGUUUUGGACGAUUGGAAAGAGUCGGGGGACGAAUCUGUUCCAAGUUGCUGCUCACGAGUUUGGUCACUCGCUGGGGUUGAGUCACUCGGAUGUGCGGUCGGCCCUGAUGGCACCGUUCUACCGGGGGUACGAUCCGGUGUUUCGGUUAGAUUCCGAUGACAUUCAGGGAAUCCAAAGUCUCUAUGGCCGCAAAACCGGAGGAAGUUCCGGUGGCAGUGGGUUCAACCCACCCCGAACGACCUCACGUCCAGUGCAACGAGAUCCAGACUCCGAGCUGUGCUCCUCACCCAAGAUCGACGCCAUGUUCAACACCGCGGAUGGCAGUACGUACGCCUUCAAGGGGGACAACUACUACAAACUGACGGAGAAUGCCGUAGCGGAGGGUUAUCCAAAGAAAAUUGCCGAAGGAUGGCCUGGACUACCAGGAAACAUCGAUGCCGCCUUCACGUACAAAAAUGGGAAGACGUACUUCUUCCAGGGGACCAAGUACUGGCGGUACUCUGGCCGACAAGUGGACGGAGACUACCCGAAGGAGAUCAGCGAAGGAUUCACCGGUAUUCCGGACCAUCUGGACGCUGCUCUUGUUUGGGGCGGUAACGGCAAAAUCUACUUCUACAAGGGUAGCAAGUUCUGGCGGUUCGACCCGCUGAAGCGGCCGCCGGUCAAGUCUACGUACCCGAAACCCAUCUCCAACUGGGAAGGGCUGCCCAACAACAUUGAUGCUGCGCUGCAGUACACCAAUGGAUACACUUACUUCUUUAAGGACGACAAGUACUAUCGGUUUAACGAUAGGACGUUCUCAAUUGACCAAACAGACCCACCAUUCCCACGGCCGGUGGCGCACUGGUGGUAUGGCUGCAAAAACACCCCCACGACUUUCGACACGUUAGGUAAUGUUAAAGCAAUUAAGAAUGAUGAAGACCAGCACGACAAUGUCGCCGAUGAUUUGAUUUUGGAUGCGGCAGCCGGUUCCGAUGAGCGACCUGCUGCCGAUGACUACAACCGAGGAAGUGGGGCGAGCUCCACCUGGACCAAUGUCAGUAUUAUCCUGUUCAGUGCUUUGGUAGGACUCGCACUGAAGUUCUAAUCAGCGUUUGAGUCGGAACGCGUGAGGUUUUGCUCAUCAACUCGUUACCGUAGUUUGCUUCAAAGAGUAAAUUCAGCGAUCGAAUGUUUGAGAAUUUGUGAGAGUUCGAGGAGGAAGAGUCAGCUAGCCACAAUUCAACCGACCAGUCCAUGUGAGAACGAGAAGAAACAGCAUCAACAGCAACACGAAGAGCGGAGCUUUGCGUCAGAAAAUUGAUCUCACAAUUUAUUCCGAGCGCAGCGCAAACAACUAGCCACUAUUUCGAGCCAGUGACCAGGCCAGUCCAUUCUCUACGUAAGCCAGACGGGAAUCCUUUUUUAUCAAGAAACCCUUCAAUUUUAACGGUUGAGCACAACGUGAUAUGCAGAACUUAUUAUUUUUAUUUUUCUGAACAAGCAGCGUGUUCACGCAGACGCACAAACAACUGAAACGAUUUAUUUCAGUUUCAGUAAAAAAAAGUCUAUGUUAUAUUUAAUACUUUUUCUGUUCAUAUUCAGUCACGGUAGGAUUUCUAAUUGGUUUUAAAACCGUAAAACAAACGCAAAUAACUUCAGUCAAAGUCAUUACGAUAAGAGCCUUAAGAUUUUUAAUUAAGGAUAUACACAAACACAUCUUCGAACGAUACAAGUGAGAAAAACAGUAAACGGUGCCUUUUAUCGAAUUGUAAAUAAUCAUUUUAACUAAAGUAAUUCUAAACGGAAGGAAAACUUAUUAGCCGCAAUCUAAAAGAUUGAAGUGCAAUGAAAUCGGGGAUGUAACACUCUGUUGAUUGUUGAUUGUUAUUCAUAUUUUCCCUACGAUUUUGAGCCUAUCUUUUUUGUUUUAAUCCAGUGAUGAAUCAAUAAAAAUCUACCAUAUCUUCUUGCAUUUUUCCUAAAAAUCAAAGUCAACCUAACCUUUAUAUGUACAUCCAUGCAGAAUUAGGAGAAUUUAUUAUCAUGAUAUGAACAUUUUGUAAAUAUUUAUUGCGAAUAGAGAUAGGAUUAAAACGGAAGUAUAAAAAAAUUGAAAACAUA
This is a messenger RNA of Armigeres subalbatus, 2717 nucleotides long. RefSeq names its product matrix metalloproteinase-14-like. Gene Ontology annotation, molecular function: zinc ion binding; metalloendopeptidase activity. The record is from RefSeq and is a predicted model, not a curated record. Gene Ontology annotation, biological process: extracellular matrix organization; collagen catabolic process; proteolysis. NCBI's taxonomy places the organism in Eukaryota, Metazoa, Arthropoda, Insecta, Diptera, Culicidae. Gene Ontology annotation, cellular component: extracellular matrix. The transcript is spliced from 6 exons. The coding region runs from base 34 to 1701 and encodes 555 amino acids.